AGACCUGGGGCUCGUGUUCGCAGACUCGUCCCAAUAUGGCGCCCACGCCGGAUCACUCGUGUUUUUACUAUAACCGCCAACUUGCCAUCCACUUAGCCUGCUGAUCUCUUCUGCUGCAGCUUUUACUACCAUCGCCAAGUCCUGGUCAGCGACAACUUUUGUUUUCAAGUUGGUGUCCGUGUGGCCGCUUUAUUCAAUCAUUUGUAAGGUUUGUUUGUUUACAAGUUGGCUUUAACUCGACCGGCUAAGUUGAUGGUGGUCAGUGUUAUUGUCAUGACUGCAUCUUUGAGAGACACUAUAGAAGUGAUGGCCUGUCACCUGGAAAAAGGAAGAGGAGGAGGAGGUUUGUUGCUGUCAUCCAUACACUAAAGCCCUCGUUAUCAGGUCACCAAGUGAUGAUUUUAGCCUUCUACCCGUAAUGCGGCCUUCGGUCCACGUGGGAAAGUUAAAUGGAAGACGAUAUAGAGGAGCAUGUGUGGGGCAUGACAGGUGAGAUGACAGACUGUGACGGACGUUACUACAUCAUCAACAGGCAGCGCGAGCAGACAGCUCCGUCACGCUCUGUGCCCUCGUUCCUGUCAUUUCCUUCUAAAUGUUUUGUGGAUUCCUUGACAUGUUUGGUGGACCAACAGCCCAGCAUUGCCUCCAGACCUGAUGGUUUGAUCCCCAGGAUCGGAGUCUUCUGGAACUACUCAUCUCCUGGACUGUAUCUUCGUAAGCCUUCAAGUGGAAGUAAUCCAGAGAAGGGAUCUUACAACCUGACAGUCUAGCACACGUGGAAAUAAUCCAGACAGGAGGGAUCUUACAACCUAAAACACAAGAGCUGCCCGUGGAAUACGAGGUUUCUGCUGGCGCCUGGAGCGUGUGGCAGACCUGUGGGAUCAAGUCCGCACCGAGCUGCAGCAGGAGCGACAUCAGCAGCUGCAGAAAAAGGUUGUUCUGCAGCGACAACUGCUUCGUGCGCAGGAUUACCUGGCUGUGUGUCACCGCCAGAAGCAACAAGAGAGGCUCUUACAGGGUACCUGUGCGUGAGACACGAUGGAACACAAGCGCCGCACGGAGGCCAAACAUCGGCGCCGGACGACCGAGGCCGCCUUAGUCGACGUAUGCAAGCAGUCACUGGAUAGCGACAGAGAGAGGGCUAUAGCAGAGCGGCAGGUGCGAGAGAUAAGGGUGGUUGCUCCCAGACAGGCCGACCAUGCAGGUGAGGGUGACAGUGCGAGCGUGGUGCCAAGGCGACGACAUGGAGCGUGGCAGCGCCCGGGUUACCAGCACAAGCAGCUCCUGUCCCUGACUUCCACAAAGGAGCCUGGCAACGACCAGAGACAAGACAGGCCGGCAGGAGCAGAUAAUGGAGCACCGGAAGGGACAGAAAGUAGCGCCAAAGAGACGUUGUCAUGGCAACGCUCCAAUGAACGUCAACGACCUGGGCAACAGAUGGACAGCACCCAGACACCCAGACUCUCACAGCAGGCUAGCAACAAGCUCAACAGCUUCAAAGGCCACAUUGGGGCAGGGGAGCUGUGGGACGUGCUGCGAGAGGAAUCAAAGACAAAACUAGUGCAGAGUGAUCAGCGUUUCCCACAGGAACUGAAGGCAGCAUUUGGAGCGUUUGUGCGUGAGCGGCUGACCAAACACUGCCCACCUGUGCAGCGCAGCUUCUGUGCCAGUGAGGAUGUCCCAGACAUUGAUCAGCUGCUAGACCAAUCCCACCUGCAACACACAAAAAUGCUGCGUCACAAGGCAGAACUGAUGUAUCGGGCUUCCCUCAACAACAGAGACCGCACAACUAUCCUUAUGUACAACAACCCUUUGCCAGAUGUAGCAGACAGCAGCCAGCAAGACAGCAUCAGUCGCUACAUACCAUCAUGGGAAGAGGCUGACCAGGAAAAACCUGCAGCCGAGUACAUGAAGUGGUUGACAUCUUCUGGGGACAAAGCUAACAGCAGGGGUGAGGACCAGAGGAAUACAAGACAUUCUGCCCACAGCUGCCAGUUGAGUGAGUCUGCUCAGGAAUUACAGAAUAUCUGGCUGAGCAUCGCACAGCAACGACACAAGCACAGCAAGACUCUACGGUACCACUUUUUGACAGAUAAAGGUGCAGAGAGUGAUGGUACAUUUUCAAAGAAGUUCCAGGAAGAGCAGUCAACAACCAGCUUGCACCAGAUCAGGCCAGAUUUCAAGUCCCACUCUGCUUUGGAAUUGUCACAUGAUGAACCAGAGGUUUCUGCAACUUCAGUUCAGGAGAGAGGACACUCGGCCGACAUAGAGACCCUGCAGAAGUUCCGGUCAGACUGGCAGCCCCUGAGUAUGACAGCAUUGAGGGAGUACAAAAAACAGAUGGAGACAGGAGGAAGUGGAAGCUUUGGACAGGGACGAUCAAAGAUGUGGCCUGUUGUAUCAUUUACUUAAUGGUAUUUGUCAAGUUUGGUUUUUUUUUUUAAAUGUCAUUGCAUCAGCUAUAAUUUUUAAUGUAACAGGGAUUUCAAAGUUACGCCGUUAAGGAGCAUAUCCAGAGAAAUCACUAAUAGCCCUGGAGCUGUUGCCUACUUCCCUUGUCUAGUACAUUCAUUAGUUGGAGCGUAAUGUGAGUGACCUCUUCAGGACAGGGUGAUGGGGUUGUUUUUUUUUUUUUUUUCGCUUUGAUAUUAUGUAUAUUGCUUACUUGAGGCUGUUCACCAUCACAUCAUUACAUGUCCAAAGAACUCAUAAGACAGGUCUAAGCUGUUGAUUUCAUCCAAGGUUGUUUUAGAUUUCAUGCUGCUCUUAAAAUAUUCUGCAUCCUUCUAAAUUAACAUCCACUUAAAAAUUUUAGUGAAAUUUUCAGCGUUAUUUAGCACUUUUAUUUUGCUGAAGUUAAUAAACAAUUUGUUCUGAUUACUUAAGUGAGACACAGAUGUGACAUCCCUAUCAGGAGGGUGGGAAGUUGUCAGAUCUGACCUCAAGACAAGAUGUGGGAGUGAAAGCGUGGUCUACAUGAGACCUCAGAUUAUAUGCUAAUGUGUCAUCCAACAUCUGUCGUGUGCCUUGGAUUAUAUGGUUCAACCCACAUACUUUCAUUAGACUUGGCAGUGUAAAGAAUAUGUACAAUUUAAUGUUUUGUAAAUACACGUAUUGCUGUGAUAAUCUGAAAGCCACAUGGCCUUGCUAUCAAGCUUAUUUUUUGUUACCUACAUGGACAUUACAUGUGGCUGCCAGUACCAAGUGUACUUUUAGAAAUAAAUCCAUAACACUGAAAAAA
Messenger RNA from Pomacea canaliculata, 3241 nucleotides. RefSeq lists its product as uncharacterized. The coding region runs from base 1039 to 2412 and encodes 457 amino acids. The record is from RefSeq and is a predicted model, not a curated record. The transcript has 11 exons. NCBI's taxonomy places the organism in Eukaryota, Metazoa, Mollusca, Gastropoda, Architaenioglossa, Ampullariidae.